AUGGCCCCUGUGAUUAACGGGCUCGACGAGGACCCGUCGGCCCGUAUCCACCGCGACUUUUUGGCGGGAAUGCUCGAGCAAGAUUUUGCGAACAGAAGAUUGGCAACUAUCAUGCUAGUGCCGCUGGUCGGAUGCGCUAGUCAUCGACUAAAUCGGGCCGUUCAGCAGCACAUGACACAGAACGAGAACGAUUUUGCUGCUGUGCAAGGCCUGAUGACCAAGCUGCGGACGAUUAAACAUCCCAAAGCUUCGUUUGCUCUACUGGAGUUCCUGGACCAAGACGACGAAGAGCUUAUGUACUUGCUGCCGUGUCCGGCAUACAACCGCCAGCUCAAGAAACUCUACGCAGAUUUCAAGGACUUUGAGUCAGUUUUGAAGGCCUUACAAGGAGAGAACGUGAGCCUGCUGGACGUGAGGGUCUGGUUCGACGGGCUUAUUGAAGCCCAGCCUGCGUUCGCUGCUUAUAUCGCUCCUCGAGCAAACAUCGUUCACACCCCAGACUUUGAGUUGGGGUGCGUCCGUGUGCUCAAAGGAACUGGAGCCCGCCUCACCGCGUCGGAGAAACGAGCUCUUCGUCCUUUUCUCCAAGUGGACCGUGCCCCGGUCAACCAUGGUGAAGAAGCCGAGACGGACUCGCUUGUGCAGCGGCUCGAGAAGCGGCGCCGUCUUGAAGCAUGAGAAGCUCGGUACUGCCUCGUAGGCAGCAUCCCUGCCACCUCGAACAAGGUGGAGGGCUUCUUCAGUGUUGCGCGUGCAACUCUUGGAUACGAGCGUAAUGGCCUACAGCCCAUUCCGCUCGAAAUGGUCCUUUUCCUGCGUGAAAAUUCCCGCUAAUGGGAUAUUUCUACUGUAGAUCAACUCCUCUAGCUCAUAACUUGCUAAUCAAUACAAGUACGAGAUGAUCACCAUUA
This is a messenger RNA of Phytophthora nicotianae INRA-310, 911 nucleotides long. RefSeq lists its product as hypothetical. The transcript is spliced from 4 exons. The record is from RefSeq and is a predicted model, not a curated record. Bases 1 to 678 code for a protein of 225 amino acids. Lineage: Eukaryota; Oomycota; Peronosporomycetes; Peronosporales; Peronosporaceae.